Molecule: messenger RNA, 1191 nt
Organism: Brachypodium distachyon (stiff brome)
Lineage: Eukaryota; Viridiplantae; Streptophyta; Magnoliopsida; Poales; Poaceae
Product: B-cell receptor-associated protein 29
Exons: 3
Coding region: 139-819 (226 amino acids)
Biological process (GO): endoplasmic reticulum to Golgi vesicle-mediated transport; intracellular protein transport
Cellular component (GO): endoplasmic reticulum membrane; endoplasmic reticulum
Source: RefSeq, a predicted model, not a curated record
GAUUUGUUGUUCCAAAUUCCAAAACCCAGCCCCGAGGCGAAGGCAAGGCACCGCCACCGACGUCCUCGCUACAAAGUGCUCUCACUCAGUCAGAAACUCCCCUGCUCCAUCCGACGAAAUCCCCCACGGCACGCCGCGAUGAUCCAGCUCCUGUUCACGGUGCUGGGCGCGGAGGCGGGCCUGGCGGCGGCGCUGCUCUUCAAGACGCCGCUGCGGAAGCUGGCGAUGCUCGCGCUGGACCGCCUCAAGCGCGGGAAGGGGCCCGUCAUGGUGCGCACCGUCGCCGCCACCGUACUCGUCGUGCUCGCCUCCAGCCUCCACAGCAUGGCCAAGAUCCACGGCCAUGCCAGCGGCGGCGAGCUCGACGCGCCCGGGGCGCUCACCCCCACUGACCAGGUCCUCCUCGCCCGCCAUCUCCUCGAGGCGUCUCUCAUGGGAUACUCCUUAUUCCUUGCUCUCAUCAUUGACCGGCUACACCGCUACAUCAGAGAAAUGCGAGGGCUAAAGAAGAACUUGGAAGCUGUGUCUAAGCAGAAUAAGACACUUGAAGAAGUAAAACUCGUAACAUCGGAUGGAAGCAAGCCAUACCAGAAAGAUAUUGCUUCGCUGAAUGAGGAGAUUAAGAAGCUGAGGCUGCAACUAAAGGAAAAGGCUGAUGAGGUGAAGGAUGCAGAGGCCAGAGCUGUAGCUGCACAAACACAGUCUGAAGGUCUAAUGCUCAAAUAUGACCGCCUGCUGGAGGACAAGAAGCAUCUCCAUGACCAGCUGCAGUCUGGAGACAUCGCGUUGUCACAUUCAGAUGGCAAGAAGAAUACUUAAAGCUGACAUGUCCCAAGGAACUCCUGGAUGCCAGAAGACAGUUGAUUCAUGAAUAGGACGUCAGUUACCCAUAAUCUGCCAUCUGAGUAGUACCGUCUUACAUAAAUGCUCUGGUAUUAUGUACCACAACUCAAAAUGUCUCGACUUCUUAAAGUCAGGUAGCUAGCUGCCUAUGCUAAGAUGCUCAUCUGUAAAUAUAUGAUGGCUGAACGUUAUUCGUCUGAUCAAACUUGACAAGUUUGGCUGCUGAUCAGCUCAACUCUGGUUGUCUUGCCAUGAGCUUGUCCAAGCUUAGAGAAAUGAUCAUUGAACUGUUGGUAUCAUUACAUCAGCUUUGACAAGCAUGCAGAACAUAUUACUCCCUCCGUCCAA